CCUCUGGCGUCGGAUAAUGGACUGUACCUCCUACCGACCGAUGCGAGAACGGCUCCAGUUGCCAGAGUUUUUGUGGCUUUUGAUUAAUUACACCGGAGUGAAACACUUGUCAGCUCUUUGUGUUGCCCGAUAAAUUAGAGGCUCAUGAGACUUUACACAGUCAUUCAGGUGAGGACGCUGCGUGUGCGCGGACAUACAGCCUAUCCGUAGACGACCUUUCACGCGCAGCACCACGACUGUACAUUUUUGUACAACGAGAAAGGGACUAAUAAUUUACAACUGUACUUUUGCCGAGCUGUGGAGGUUUUCGUGCCUUGAUGUGUGUUUCCUUAGGACAGCACUUGAAACGAUAAUACAGGUUAAGGGGUUAUUUCAAUGGUUGGAAGACAGUCGAUCCGUAUGGAUGGCAUUGGUUCUGUGACAGUUAUGGAUGACAGUCCCGCACCAAGCCCCAACUCGAGCCCCAGUCCCGACACGCUCUCAGCGGACAGCCGGCGCGCAGAGGCCCUGUCCCACGCCAGGGUGGUCCCGUCUAGUGGCCUCGGUGGCAGAGGGAGACCCGCAGCAGCCAACGCAGCGCGCGAGAGGAGUCGCGUGCAGACGCUCAGGCAUGCGUUCCUCGAGCUGCAGAGAACAUUACCGUCGGUGCCACCGGACACCAAACUGUCCAAACUCGACGUCUUGAUAUUGGCAACCACAUACAUAGCGCAUUUAACGAGAACCUUACAAGAGGAAGGGAUGGAAGAGGACAACACAAAACAAACUGAAGCUUUGAAUUCACUUAAAGGCGAUGGCUACUUGCAUCCUGUGAAAAAAUGGCCAAUGCGUUCAAGAUUGUAUAUCGGUGCCACUGGCCAGUUCCUGGGUAACUCGAAUGAAAAUCAAGGGGCAUCUUCAUCAUCGUCUCAAACAUAGCCUAGAUUAUUUGCACAAAAGGUUGUUGGAAGUAAUGAUUUAAAAAUGAAGGUUAAAAAAAAUGUUGUUGUUUUAGUAAUUUUGUUGCAUAAAUUGUCCAGUUGCAGCCUGUACAUUUUUGUUUUACGCUACAAAUGAACAGAA
Messenger RNA from Rhinichthys klamathensis goyatoka, 1059 nucleotides. RefSeq names its product transcription factor 24-like. The transcript has 3 exons. NCBI's taxonomy places the organism in Eukaryota, Metazoa, Chordata, Actinopteri, Cypriniformes, Leuciscidae. The record is from RefSeq and is a predicted model, not a curated record. Bases 376 to 915 code for a protein of 179 amino acids. Gene Ontology annotation, molecular function: RNA polymerase II transcription regulatory region sequence-specific DNA binding; protein dimerization activity; DNA-binding transcription factor activity, RNA polymerase II-specific. Gene Ontology annotation, biological process: developmental process; regulation of transcription by RNA polymerase II.